AUGCUGCCGCGCAGCACCCCAUUCCAGCCCAAACAGUGCUCGGAAUUCGGUCUCGAGAUCAUCUCCCACGAUAAGAAUGGCAACCCGACUGUGCGGUGUAAGUUCUAUGCUUUUGAAGGCCGUGACAAGGUGAAGAUAGUCGAGGGAGGAACUCGGAAGCGCAAGAGCCGUGGAGACAUCAAAUAUUUUACGAAAUCGUUCAUGCCGUUGAACUAUCGAAGCCACCUCCAAGGUCAACACAAAGAAUCAUGGGAGGCGUACCAGCAGAUGUCGAAUUCAGCCAGGGAGGCCUGCUUACAAGGCAAGAUCAACAUCGCCAAUACGCUCUAG
Messenger RNA from Marchantia polymorpha subsp. ruderalis, 330 nucleotides. Lineage: Eukaryota; Viridiplantae; Streptophyta; Marchantiopsida; Marchantiales; Marchantiaceae. The record is from the annotation of a GenBank genome assembly.